AUGCCUCAACAUCCACUGGUAAAUAAACCAGCACCCGCAAAUAUCACUUUAGAAAACCAAAAUGGAGAGCAAGUCCAAUUGUCAUCUAUUAUCGGACAAGGAAAUGCAGUAGUGGUGUUCUUUUAUCCAAGGGAUGAAUCUUAUGGGUGUGUUAAAGAGGUUUGCUCCUUCAGAGACUCAUACAACAUAUUUCAAGAAGCAGGUGCUACUGUCAUUGGUGUUUCUUCUGAUUCUGCAGAAUCACACAAGAAGUUCACGAGUUCUCAGAAGCUUCAAUUCCCUCUAUUGGCCGAUGUAAAUAAUGAAGCUAAAAAAGCAUUCGAGGUUCCGAAAACUCUAGGUUUCAUACCUGGUCGCGCCACUUAUCUGAUUGAUCGCGAAGGCAUCGUUCGUGAAGUGUUUAAUUCAGCUACUGAUUUUGCAGGACACGCGAAGCGUGCAGUAGAAUUUGUUCAACAACAGCAAGCGGGUACUGUGACCGAUCAGAAUGCGACAUCAGAGGAUACUGAGUCUAAAGUCCCCACUUCAUCAUAA
Ambispora gerdemannii is the source of this 534-nucleotide messenger RNA. The record is from the annotation of a GenBank genome assembly. NCBI's taxonomy places the organism in Eukaryota, Fungi, Glomeromycota, Glomeromycetes, Archaeosporales, Ambisporaceae.